Pogonomyrmex barbatus (red harvester ant) is the source of this 4324-nucleotide messenger RNA. RefSeq names its product Fanconi anemia complementation group I (gene FANCI). Lineage: Eukaryota; Metazoa; Arthropoda; Insecta; Hymenoptera; Formicidae. Gene Ontology annotation, molecular function: DNA polymerase binding. The record is from RefSeq and is a predicted model, not a curated record. Gene Ontology annotation, biological process: DNA repair.
UAUCCGUCUUCAGAUUCGACAUGUUCGCAAAGCGGGAAAUAUUAUUGAAAGAAAUAAGAAGAGAUCGAAAUAUAUUUAUUGUAAAUUGUGCUGCUAAUUUUUCAUGUUGAGAUGAGCGCGAAAUUGAAUAGUUUGCUCAGUCAAAAGGACCGAGCGCAAUUACGCGAGUUCGUGCAAAAAACAUCGACUGAGGAGCUCACAAAAAUAAUAUCUAACGGAAUUGUCAACGCAGACAACAAGAUAUUGGAUGGGAUAUUGCAAGUGUGUUCCGAAUCAGAAAGUUUAUAUGCCAAGAGACUUAAACUGGUGAAGUCUGCUUUGAAAACCUUGGGCCAAGCUAAAAUCUCGAUCAGUCAUGCGAACGAUAUUGUGAACCGUAUAGUGAUAGACUUUCCUGAAUAUCCAAAGCUGCAUCUAGUCCAAUUGGUAAACUUUUGUCUCGAUAGCAUCCGUGACAAUGAUGAUGAGUUUAGAAGUUGGAAAGAUCUAUUGCCUGUCCUGUUGGAAAUAUUGGAGGAGGAAAAAUAUAUAAAUCAUAUGAAUAGUGAAGUCUCUGGCUCCAAAUAUAAGUCUAUUAUCAUUAACAAUAUAUGCAACAGCAAGUGGGAGACAGAGAUAAUGCCUUCAUUGGCAGGAAUGUUUAGAGACAUAUCCUUAGAAAAGGAAGAUCAUAGUACAGUGAUUACAGUAUUGUGCACGAAAUUGCAAGAUAUAUCUCUUGAGGAAGUGCCACCUUUCGUACAUCAAUCAUUAAGAUUGUGUACUAAUCAGAACAAUAAAUAUCUCUUGGAAGCUUUAAAAAGAUAUUUUACACUACGCUUUUCGCAAGCUAAUUCUGAUACUGAUACUUUUGAAACUAUAGAUGUAGUAAAUCCCAAGGAAAUCCAAGAUGUUGAAAGUACAGUAUUAUAUCAUAUAUCUCAAGCGGCAGAAUUGAAUCAUCAACAUGUAAGAGACUACAUCAAGUAUUUCAAGAGUUUGUCUCACAUUCCUGAAGUUGUAUUAGAACCUUUCAUGCUUUCUGUGUUGCUCACAGUUGCAUCUGUCGAUGAAAAUCAGAUUUAUAAAAUGCUGCGAGAGAUCAUUAAUAAUCGAAACGAAAAUGACAAUAAACAAAAAAAUAGCGCAUGGUUGAAAAAACUGAUUCCUGAUUCCUGUAGCGUAAUGACUGUGAUGGAAAAUGUCAUCAAUGCGAGUAACAAGGAUCGCCAUUUAGUACUGAAAGGACUUGUGGAUCUUGCAUUUGUUCUUAUGGCUGUAGAAAAUAAGACUAAAACAGGCACGCAUCCUUUAUGGCAAAUUGGUACAAAGAUACUUCAAAAGAUAAUGAGAAAACAUCAUGAAGCAGUUGCGACUAUAUUUCAAAUGUUAAUCGAUAAGAUAACCGCAGGUGGAUCAUGUAUCUCUCAAUAUACCGAUUGUUUAGCGUAUAUGUGCCGUAAGUUAACGGUUCUGAUAUUGGAUCAUCAAGAUUCCAUAAUAAUGCUUUUCGAUCAAAUCUCAUUUAUACCUGGGGAGAUUGCAAUUUUUAUCGUUUCUGCGAUAUUUCCAUUGGUACAAGUUUCGGUCAGUAUAAGAGAACACAUAAUCUUAACAUUGAGGAAGACUCUCUAUAGAAAGGGUACAUUUAAUCGACAAAUGGCAGUCAGUGGAAUUCUAGAGAUGUUGAGGAAUUUGAAGAUGCAUUCUAUGAGCGGUCUCGCGAUGAGUUCAAGUCAAUGUGCUAAUUCGUCGUUGACUGGCACAAGUUCAACAUCUAUUUUGACUCAGGUGAUUUUGGAGAGAGGCACUCAAUCAGGAUCUACUUCAAGAUAUAAUAGGUCUUUGUGUUAUGAUAUAUUGGGUAUUUUGAGAAGAUGUUUCACUCAUGAGUGCGAAGUCCGAUUACACUUAUAUAAUGAUUUAUAUGAAGCGGUAUUAAAAAAUAUGAAGAUAGCGGAAUACGUACUAGAAAUGUUAUUGCCACACUUUAAAACAUUCUUUGAGGCGGAUGAAAAUGUUGCAGUACCAAUUAAAUUGGAUUUAUGUACAACUAUACAAGGAGAGCAAGUUAUAUCGCAGGAACCUCUAGCGGAGCUAGUACUUAUAUUACAAAAGAUUUAUAUCAAAUCAGCUUUAAUAAAAUCAUCUGUUAUUGAUGAAUUGGCUGUUAUUUUGGAAUCUCUCUGCAAACGGAUGUCGCAACUUGAGACAGAACAUUUAAAUCUGGAGGAUAAACUUGAUUUAAACAACUCUAACAUCAAAGUUCAAGAAAAAUUGCAAAGUGUUCUAUUAACGAUAAAAAUUUAUGAGGCUCUCAUAUCUUUCAGAAUCGGUGCCUGGUCUAUAAAUUGUACAGAUACUGCGCAAAGUAUUAAAAAUUUGUUCAAAGGAUAUGCGAGAUUCGUUGAAUUUACUAAGCGCGCACCAAGAGCUAAAAAGGGAGAAGGAAAAAAUAAAAAGGCACAAAACGAUACAAAUACGACUAUAAAGAAAGCUGGCCGAUCGGGUAGCAUAAAAUUACCGCCCAGUAUUAUGGAUCUGCCUAUAAUAUACAAAAGUCUGAUGCUCUUUUACGUGAAAUCCGUUCCCUGGGCAACUGCUGACCAAGUAGCCAUGUUAAUAGAUUAUCAUGAGUUUUAUCUUUACAUCCUGCGAAUACUGCUGCAAAUAUUGCAGAAUAUUAAAUUGUUGACGGAAUACAAUCUACGGAAACAUAAAGAACAAUACAUGAAGACUUAUUUUGAAAUUGGAAAAUUAUUGUACGAUUAUGUUAUAUUGGACUUUAAAAAUAUCCUCAAUACAGAUGAACAAGGCACAAUAUUAGCAUUAGAAUGUUUCAAAGAAUUAUGUUGUUUAAUCUGCACUUAUUUCUCUUCUGAAAUAUCGCACUUUCUCAAUUUUAUUAUUCCUAAUGAAUCAACACAAACGGAAAAGCUUAACAUGCAAUUGGAAAAUAUAAUUGCUAUUUUAUAUACAAGUUUCAAUGAAUUCUUUAAUGAGAAAGAGGAACAUGAGGAGAAUUCCAAACAGAUACUUUGCAUAUUAUUGGAUAUUAUUUACCAACUGACGCGAGAGAUUAAUUUUUAUGAAACAAAUGGCGAUAAAGUGUUUGAUUUGAUGAUGAAAUUCACACAAUUGGAAAAUAUGCAUCCCCAAGCUUCUUUAACUAUCUUUCAAAUAUUGUUGUGGAUAGAACAGCGUAGUAAGGAAUACGGAGAAUUAUUAAUCGAUAUCACUUUUGCACUGUGCGAGAAAAUGGGUAGCAUCGAUAAGGCCGAGAUAUCACUGAAUAGUAAAUUCAAAAUUAUUCACGAGGAUACAGCGGAUAAGCUUUACAAUUUGAUAAAUAAUUCAAUAAAAGAAAAGUUGGACCAUGUAUCUUGGUUGUUGGAGCGACUUAAGGCCGAGCAUAAUAUUGCUUGCCUGCCUGGCACAGAUCUCGAAAAGCAUCAAGAAAAAGUGAGAACGCAAGAACGCAGUUUAUGCAAACAGUUGUCGCAUAUUAUACAAAUUCUUUAUACAUUAGCUAACGUUGCUAUUCAACCAGGACUAUCCACAGAGAUUAUGUUCAAAAAUUUACAAGUCUUGUAUAAUCUACUUAGCAGUCUUACAAGAUAUUUCCAUGGAAGAUCUAGUAAACAAAAUGCAGCGUUUCAAUCAGUAAAAUUUAUUCAAGUUAUUCAAUCUGCUGGAAAACCAUUAAAAUCUGCAUUUUAUAAUUUAAUAACACAUACCGAGGAAGCUCAAAAUGCAUCAAAAUCAAAGGUUGAUACACACGUACGAAGAAAUAAGAUUUUGAGGGAGACCAAGACUAUACCCCGUGUAAUAUAUGAAAUUGAACAGUUUCACAACGAGAUUUUGUCACUUGACAAAAAAACUGGCGUUCCACUUGAGACUUACAUAAAGCACAGCAUAACGCGAGAUUUUCGUAUAAAAAAUUCACAAUUAACAGAAGCAUUAGAAAAGAUGAAUAUAAGCUUACUGGAUACACAAACUUCUCAUCGCAGCAACAACAUAUCUAAUGCAGAUAUAAAUGAUGUGUCUAUGGAAUCUACAGAAAUACAAUCUUCAAAUACAUCUUUAAAACGGCCUAGGAAAAACGACUCAUCCUUAAACUCAUCUAUGGAAUCCUCGUCACAAAAACGUCCUAGGAGAUCGUCAGAAUCUUAAAAUCAUAAGUGCUUUUAUAUUUUAAGAUUAUAAAUUACUUUUAAUUGUUUCGAUACAAAAUUAAUCUACAUUCUAUAUUAUAUAACAAAGUUUCCUCUUCAUACAUGUACAGUUGAUAAUAUGAAUCGUCUACAAAGAAAAGUAUGUUUAUUAAAUAUAAAUAUUCUAUUAC